Molecule: messenger RNA, 1181 nt
Organism: Carassius gibelio (silver crucian carp)
Lineage: Eukaryota; Metazoa; Chordata; Actinopteri; Cypriniformes; Cyprinidae
Gene: fkbp2
Product: FKBP prolyl isomerase 2
Exons: 6
Coding region: 152-568 (138 amino acids)
Biological process (GO): protein peptidyl-prolyl isomerization
Molecular function (GO): peptidyl-prolyl cis-trans isomerase activity
Source: RefSeq, a predicted model, not a curated record
UUGUAAUUUCUUAACCCUCUUCGAUUUCGAAUGAUGAACUGGAUUUUGCAAAGCUAACAGGAAGCGAUCCAGGCCUGCUGACGUCACUUCCCUUAAUGAAGGAGUCAUUCUGAGAUUCAGCAGGGUCGAGUGUAUUAUUAUUACUACAGACAUGAGACUGAAUUUAGUAUUAGCUGUCACUCUGAUGUCCAUCCCCAUGGCACUUGUGCAAGGGGCUGAAAAGAAAAAACUACAGAUUGGAAUCAAGAAAAGAGUGGACAACUGUCCUAUAAAGUCCCGAAAGGGAGACGUGUUGAACAUGCACUACACUGGGAAACUGGAGGAUGGGACAGAAUUUGACAGCAGUAUACCGAGGAAUCAGCCCUUCACCUUCACUCUUGGCACAGGACAGGUCAUCAAGGGCUGGGAUCAGGGUUUGUUGGGGAUGUGUGAGGGUGAGAAGAGGAAGCUGGUUAUUCCCUCUGAGCUUGGUUAUGGCGAUAGAGGAGCACCGCCAAAAAUUCCAGGUGGUGCCACGCUCAUCUUUGAAGUAGAGCUGUUGAGCAUUGAGCGAAGAUCUGAUUUAUAAUGACAGAUCUGUGGGGCUGUCAGUCUUUAGAAUCAGUGUUUUUGCAGCAAGAUCAACGACUGCAGCUGCUCCACUGCUGUACUGGUGUCAAAGGUGUCUGUGAAAUCAUUUAUUCACUGUCGCGUCAUUCCAAAGCUGUAUGACUGACUUUCUUCAGUAGAACAUACAAGAAAAUAUUUUCAAGAAUGCUGAUAGCUAAAUGAUUUCAGAUUCCAUUGACAUUGAAUAGAAUGGAAAUCAAUGGAACAAGAUCAUUCUGAAUAUUCUUCAAAUUAUCCUCUUUUGUGUUAUAUAGAAAAACAAAGUCCUACAGGUUUGAAUGACAUGAGUGUGAGUACGUGACAAGAGUUUUCAUUUUUGGGUAGAUGAAUACCUUUAAAGACCUUUUUCAGAUAUAAAAAAAAAAAGUUCUGUAACAACACUUAGAUUUUUUUGGGUUGUUUCUCCUUUCAAAAAAGAAUGACACAGCUUUUCAGACAUGUAUGUAGCACCAUUGUUUAUUUGAGAGCCUUACUACACGUAUUUGGUUGUGAGAGUGCACACAGUACAGGUUCUGCCAUUCCAACAAGUUCUUGGUCACUUGAAAAUGAAUAAACUUUUUAUUUACAAAAGA